This is a messenger RNA of Melospiza georgiana, 1719 nucleotides long. RefSeq lists its product as uncharacterized. The record is from RefSeq and is a predicted model, not a curated record. Gene Ontology annotation, molecular function: protein binding; protein-membrane adaptor activity. NCBI's taxonomy places the organism in Eukaryota, Metazoa, Chordata, Aves, Passeriformes, Passerellidae. The transcript has 14 exons. Gene Ontology annotation, biological process: nucleus-vacuole junction assembly. Bases 1 to 1719 code for a protein of 572 amino acids.
AUGGGUCAGCUAUGUGGACGAUGCAUGCAGCUCCUGCGGGACUUCAUAGGCUUUGUUCAGAGGAUGUCCUCUGACUUGGUGCAAGGCAUCAAGGAAUGCUUAACUCUGAUAAGCAAUUGCUCCUGCUUAAAACAGAACAGCUCUAAAAACAGGCAGCUGUACAAGCCCAUCCUACAGCCUCAUGAGAGAGUGACUGCACAGGAGUUUCUGCAGCAUAUUGAAACAGAUUUUGAAAUGUCUCCACUGGGAAAGGACCCUCUGGAAGCCUUGAGGACCUUAUCCUUUUCAGAAAACCCAGGUUUACAGCAGUCGGCUGCGCUCUAUUACUUGCACGUGAGUCAGCACAUGAACAUCCCCCUGCCUGUGGAACAUCUGGAACCCUUCUAUGCCUUACUACGUUCUGCUGACCUGGAAGUGCAGCAGAUGUCUUCCUUGUCCCUUGUCAACUUCCUGCUGGAAGGAAAUAUUGACAAAGAAUUAGUUGUCCAAAUGGGUUUACUUGAGCCAAUUCUGGAUCUGCUUGAAUCAGAGGAUCCCACUGUCCAGUGUAAUUCCUGCGCCUGCAUCAUGACUUUGGCUGUUUCAGAGUCCAACCGAGAGGCUAUUGGUGCUGCUAGAGGAGUUACGCCCCUACUGUCUCUUGCCAAUUCCUAUGAUCCCAGAGUCCAGCAAAAUGCAGUUGGUGCUGUUCUGAACCUCACACAAUCAGAGAAAAUCCAACAAGUUCUAUGCAAGGAAGGAGCCCUACCAGUUCUUGCCUUGCUGCUGGAAUCUCCUGACUCAGAAGUCCAGUACUACAGCUGUGCUGCCCUGAGCAACGUGGCAGCCAAUGUUCAGCACCACAAAGCCUUGCUGGGACCCAGUGACAGAUUCCUGCUGCGGACACUGAUCUCUCUCCUAUCCUCUUCUGUGGACAAGGUUUCAAGCCAGGCAUGUGUUUGCCUAAGAAAUUUGGCUACCAGUGUGGACAUCCAGGCCGAAAUGGUUGCUGAGAACGUCCUGCCCCAGCUGUGCUCUCUCCUGGCCUCUGGAAGUGAGGACGUGCGCCGUGCCUCCAUCGCUCUGCUCUGGAUACUCUCCCAGCACCCGCCCAACCAGGACAUUCUGGCAUGUGCUGAGCUACUGCAGAGCCUGGGGAUGUUACUGGCAGCACAUAAAACAGACCCUGUGAUUGUUGGACAUACUGCUUGCAUCAUCAGAAACCUUUCCAAAAACAGACAGAGAAUCACGGAGAGCCGCUGUGUCGAAGGUCUCCUCCAGACCCUGCUUUUGACCGACACUCAGGAAGACUCCCUUCAUUACGUGACAUCCUGCCUUGCUGAGCUAGCAAAGCAAGAAGGAGCCAUGUUACACAUGGUCCAGUGGAUGGAUGAACCUUUGACAAGGUGCUUGGUGAGACUGGCUGGCCAACUGGAACAUCCUGAGCCUUCCUUUCAUGCUGCCUCCAUCAUCCAGCACAUGAUCAGUCAUGAAAAAAUGAUGCUUUUGUGGAAAUAUCACAUUGAAGAGAUUCAAGCCUACCUCAAGAAUUUUCUUACCCACCAAGAGGUCCGUUUUCAGCAGCUGGGCAUCUCCACACUCUGCAGACUACGAACAGAUCCAGACUUUUCAUUAGCAUUCAGAAAAAGCCAAAUGGUCAAACUCCUCGAGCAAGUCCGUCAGCAAACAGAGGAAACUCAAGAGCUCCUUAGGGCAGCUAUGUGCCAUGAAGACAGUUAA